This is a messenger RNA of Budorcas taxicolor (takin), 813 nucleotides long. Its product is annotated as zinc finger protein 879-like. Gene Ontology annotation, molecular function: DNA-binding transcription factor activity, RNA polymerase II-specific; RNA polymerase II cis-regulatory region sequence-specific DNA binding. Bases 1 to 813 code for a protein of 270 amino acids. Lineage: Eukaryota; Metazoa; Chordata; Mammalia; Artiodactyla; Bovidae. The record is from RefSeq and is a predicted model, not a curated record. The transcript is spliced from 2 exons. Gene Ontology annotation, biological process: regulation of transcription by RNA polymerase II.
AUGUUAGAAAGGCAGCAAGGAAAUCAGAAGAAAGAUUUAAGGCAAGUUAUAAUUAAGCACAAGAGAAAUCCUAUGGAGGAUUGUACUGAAAUCAGGGAAAGUUCAAACCCAAUUAAACAUCAGAAGAUUUACUCAGUGAAAAAGCCUUGGAAGUGCAGUGAGUGUGGCAAGUCCUUCAGCUACUACUCAGCUUUUAUCCUCCAUCAGAGGAUUCACACAGGAGAGAAACCCUAUGUAUGUACUGAAUGUGGAAAGGCCUUCACCCGGAGCUCAUCCCUUAUCCAGCAUCAGAGAAUCCACACUGGAGAGAAACCUUACGAGUGUAAUGAAUGCGGGAAAGCUUUCAGUCACCGUUCAGCCCUUAUUCAGCAUCAUAUCAUUCAUACCGGAGAAAAGCCCUAUGAGUGCAAUGAAUGUGGGAAGGCCUUCAACCAAAGCACGUACCUCAUCCAGCACCAUAGAAUACACACUGGAGAGAAACCCUAUAAAUGUAAGGAGUGUGGGAAAGCUUUCAAUGACACCUCCUCCCUUAUUAAACAUCAGAGGGUCCAUACUGGAGAAAAACCCUAUGGGUGUAAAGAGUGUGGGAAGGCCUUUAGUGACAGACAUCAGAGAAUUCAUACUGGAGAGAAACCUUACAAGUGUAAAGAAUGUGAGAAAGCCUUCAGCCAGAGCUCAUCCCUGACGAAGCAUCUAAGAACUCACACUGGAGAGAAACCAUAUAAAUGCAAUGAUUGUGACAAAGCCUUUAGCCAGAGUUCUUCUCUUAUUCAACACCAGAAAAUUCAUGCAGGAGAAAAACACUACAAAUAA